This is a messenger RNA of Prionailurus viverrinus (fishing cat), 5679 nucleotides long. It is a transcript of the gene TMEM116, whose product is annotated as transmembrane protein 116. The record is from RefSeq and is a predicted model, not a curated record. Gene Ontology annotation, cellular component: plasma membrane. Gene Ontology annotation, biological process: adenylate cyclase-activating G protein-coupled receptor signaling pathway. The coding region runs from base 275 to 1330 and encodes 351 amino acids. Gene Ontology annotation, molecular function: G protein-coupled receptor activity. The transcript has 11 exons. Lineage: Eukaryota; Metazoa; Chordata; Mammalia; Carnivora; Felidae.
GUGGAGAGCGUGGGUGGUGGAAAAAGAGGCUACCGCGCACGCAUACUCGGCGAGGCUCGCAGCCAGCCAGCCUUUUUCCCGUCGUCCUUGGCGUGAGGAGAGGCACGAAGCGCGUGCUUAGCGUCUUGCUGCUGCUCGUAGUUCUCUCUCUUUACUCUUCUUCGAGGAUGAGGAGGCCGGCCAUCGUUUCUUCCUGAUUGUGGCGCGUUGGGCAGUCAGUUGGGACCCGCCAGUACUUUAGGUUUUCUCUGCAGUACAGUGGAUACAAUUUGUUAUGGCUACUCUGAGUGUUAUAGGUUCAAGUUCACUUAUUGCCUCUGCUGUAUUCCAGAAUAUACAGAAAUCUCCUGAGGUAAGGCCACUCUUUUAUAUGAGCUUUUCUGACCUCCUCCUGGGGAUAUGCCGGCUCAUUGAGGCACUUCUCUAUGGAACUUCAGCAGCCAAUAAGGACAUUGUUUGCUAUAACCUGCAAGCAGUUGGACAGAUAUUCUACAUUUCCUCAUCUUUUUACACCGUCAAUUACAUCUGGUAUCUGUACAAAGAGCUGAGGAUGAGACACAACCAGAGUGGACAGAACACAUUUGCACUGGUUGUAGAUUAUACUUGUCAUGUUGGUCAAAUAGCCAUCAUUUUGUCAAGCCUGAUACCUCUGCUGUUGAUGAUACCUGUAUUCUGUCUGGGCAAUGUCAGUGAAUGUUUCCGCAACUUCAGUCAGAGCCACAGGUGUAUUCUGAUGUAUUCACCACCGUCAGCCAUGGCUGAACUGCCUUCUGUCAACACAUCAGUCUGUACCACUCUUUAUUUUUAUGGGAUCACCAUUUUCCUGACCAGCUUUCUCCUCAGCCUCCUUGCUAUUGUGGUCUUACUCAUCCAAACCCAGACCCUAUAUAAGAAGUUUGUGAAAUCGACUGGCUUUCUGGGGACUGAACAGUGGGCAGUAAUUCACAUCAUGGAACAGCGAGUGCGCUUCUAUCCAGUGGCCUUCUUUUGCUGCUGGGGCCCAGCCGUCAUUCUGAUAAUCAUGAAGUUGACUAAGCCACAGAACACGAAGCUUCACAUGGCCCUCUGUGUUCUCCAGGCUCUAACAGCAUCAUCCCAGGGUCUGCUCAACUGUGGAGUAUAUGGCUGGACACAGUACAAGUUCUACCAACUAAAGCAAGAGGCUCGGCGUGAUGCAGACACCCAAACACCAUUAUUAUGCUCACAGAAGAGAUUCUAUAGCAGGGGCCUAGAUACAGUGGAGUCUACCCUUGCUUUUGCUACCAGCCCUCCACCAUUCUUUGAAACUGUAAUACUGGAACAUCCAGGAACCGGAGUUAUUCCACACUAAUGGAUUGGGAAGAGUGUUGGGGAACAUCUCCAGUCUUUUCCAACCAUGCCUUGAACUAUGGAAGGGAAAGAGGAUGUAGUGCGUGGUUAGUGGCUUUUCUCAUUGAAUUGGGCAGGAUAUCUCCAGUAUUCUCAGAUUCACUUGUGAUUCUCAAAGUCUUAUUCAGAGAGGUGAAGCCACUGUCCUAUGAAAUAGACUCCUAUUACCUCAGUGAAUAUUAGAUUUGUUUAAAUCUCUUGUAGAUAAAUUCUAGGUUAUUAUUUAUAUGUGCCCUUUCCAGGCUCUCUACUCUGUGAUUGUGGGGGAAGUGGGGUGACAUACAACAACUUGCUCAGAUUUUGCCAGUAUUGUUACUCUAAGACCAGACAAAGAAAAUCCUGGGUUUCUGUUCUUUGAAGGUUUCUGAGACUCAGAAGAAACAAAGACAAUAACUACCAAAAAAGUGACCGUGGGAUCCUCAGGCACAUCCUACUCUGUUAUUUGCUCAGUGCUGUUUCAAGUCUCAACAGUAGGGACCAUCUGCUCUAGAAAAUUAAGGCCAAUCUUACGAAGUUACAGAGGAUAAUAAGAUUUAAGAGAAAUCAGGAUUAAAAGAAACUUUAGAUAUCAAAAACUCUCAACUCCAUUUACAAGCAGAAGUCCAAAGAUAGGUUUCAUAGUGCCUGAACAUAGAAUUAGGUUGAACCAUGUGAACUUGCCAUUUUUAUAGGUGAAGAAGGCCUAAUAUCAAUUUUACAUGGUUCGACCUACUGCUAAGUGCUAAAUGUAUGUUUAUAGAAAAAAAAUGAACGAACAAGUGAAUGAAUGGCUAGUAAGGAGAAUUUGAACCUUUUGGGAAAGAAAAGAUUUCCAGCCUGCAGAGUCACAUUCAUAGUAGGAAUGUCUAAUCCGUUUCUUUAACUAUACAAGUGAUGUUUGGUCUCUCCAGUUGAGUCAUGAACAAGUCUGAGGCCAGGGCAUCAUAUACUAUGAUGCCCAAAGAAAGAGGAAAGCCAAGUGGACAAAGUGGCUGGAAUGAGAAUCAACUACAACACCUAGAGUUAAUAAUCAGAUGCUUCUCACCUGAUAUACUCCUUUGGUUUGUCCAAGGAAAAAUCCUUAAGAUUAGAGAAAAUUUACAGAGUAGAUUACAGUGGGGGAUUAGACAGGAUGCUCUGAAACGUAAGUUCCAGAGAUCGUUCCAAAGGAACUCUCUACAGAAAUGUUAGGGAGCUCACAGUAACAGCUUAAACAUUAAAAAAAAAAAAUCACGUCUUGAGGCCUCUCAUUGCCCCAGAGCUCUGGAGACCUGAUUUCUGGAUAGCACAGAACAGGAAAGAUUGCUUCACCAAGGGAGCUGCUUUAACCUCUUUUAAUUUAAAAAUGAAUAAGUAUUUGACAUUUGAAGAGACAGAUGGAAAAAAGAAAGAAUUCCUAUUUCUAUAGACCUUGAGGGACACCAGAACUACAGAGUCCAAUUGUUAAAAAGUCCUUUUAGUGUCACUUCAUAUUUGGCUUUAUUACCAGAAAGAGGGUAAUUAUCAAAUGUUUGUCAAGUUUGUUCAUCUUGCUUCUCUGAUGAAUUUUUAAAUUGACACUGGUCUUACAUCUUCUAUAGAUGUAAGCAAAUAAAUAGAUAGUAGGAAUGAGGAAUUGUAAAAGACUAGGCAAGAUCCAGAUUAGUAUCAUCAGCUUUUUAUCAUACUGAGAAUCAGAGGGGACACGUAGAACUGGGCCACUAUUCAAACUGUCCCCAUAACCUUCAGAUUCACAUGUAGGAAGGGUAUAGACAGAUAUAGUGGCAGUUCUUAAAAUUGUUGCAAAUACCCCUCCAUGACACUUGUCCAGGCUGUAGUCAUAAUGGAGUAUAGUGGUUUUAUCUAAGCAGGUUUGAUUAAUAUAGAUUUUCUGUGGACCACUUUGGGUACCAUCCUUCAUCUCCCUGUCAUCAAUUCUGUCUGUGGCUUCAAAAAACUGUGCAUUCCAAUACCACAUGUCCCACAUGGGGAACUGGGUGUUUGAUGUUUUUCAGUUCAGUCAACAGCUUUUCACAUUUUGCAUCUUUGGCCUUGCAGUUAAUGAAGAUCUUAACCAUCCCUUUAGAUUCACUGCCACAGUUUCUAAACCUGCUACUCUUGGUAUUCGGGUAAUGAUAUCAACUUUCUAGGCAACCUUUGUGUCCUUUCCAAAGAUUUUAACACACUGAUUCUCUGUGCUUUAACACCAGUCCUGCUAACAGUAACCUCGUUCUUUUUAAGGUGUGCUGUCUUGCUGGUAGAUAUCUGUCUGGCACCACCUUGAGGUGCCAUUACUGUGUUCUGGGAGGUCACACUCAUCUACACUGAGGCAGCACUUUCUACCUUUAGAAAUAUGCAGGUUUUGGAGAAGGAUCCAAGUGUGCAGUCUGAAACCUUUCUUCAGCUGGCAUGAGGGCAGACAACAAUGAUCCUUUUAACAAUCACUGCCACAAUCACAUUCUUUUCCUUUAUUGUCUUUUUUUUUUUUUUUAACAAUAUGGCUUUCCAAAGGAGCUUUAGAGCUCAGGUUUAUUAAACAGACAGUUCCCUCAGUGCUUGUACAACAGCUGGUGGAAGUUGUCAAAGCUGCAGUUGCUGAAGCCCAUAUCUACAGUAAGAAAUUCAUGCAUAGGGCAGAGGUUCUGGCUAUGACACUUGCAGGCCACAUGGUCAUGCUUCAUUCCCAAGUUUUGGCCAAGCUCAUGAGCCACAAAAGCUGUGAAAUGUGGUAUAUUUUCAUGAGAUAAGGAUUCAGUACUGGUUGCAUUCUCAGCACUGCAGAUAACAUUAAGAAAUGCAUGGUCCUCGUAGUUCCCAAGACUUUGGCUUAAUGAUCAUAUGAGUAACAUUAUGCUUCACCCUUCUCAAAAGAUGCCAGUCUGUCUAGCAGUUAAAAAUUUGAAGUGUUUCUUACAAAUUCAGGGAGAUUUUCUGGUUUCUCUGUGUCCAUAUCUUUAACCCAGUAAGUAAUACUGUCACGUUUACUUCCUUCAUGUACCAGUUAACCAUAGCAUGAACAUCCAUUACCAUCUGUGUUGUCUUGGUAACAUUAUUCCACAUUUGGAACUGCUUGUUGUCAACCAUAGUAAACAUUUCUGCAUACUUGGGAAGUGACUACAUUUAGGACAUUGGAAACGAGGAGGGUUCUAUUUUGCUGUGAAAUUGUGAAGUGGUUAAGAGCUCCUCCUGUUCAUCUCCACUGACUACAUAAGACUAACCUGAUUUUAAAGAUAUGCUGAAAACCAUAUGCCCAAAAUUCUUUGAAGUGUAUAUAGGUUUGAUGCCAAAGACAAUGUCAUGUAAGACAAUGUAAGGUCAGGAUUCCCUUUAUAGCCCAGCAAGUGCUGAUAAUAACAAGAGAAUGCAGGUCACCCUCUGAAUACCCAGUCGUCCUGAAUAAAAGGCAUGAUCCAAGCUUAGUUUUUCAUUUUGAUGUUUAUAAACAGAGAAGUUCUUGACAAAUAUCCCUAAACCUUAUCAAUGACGAUUUGAUUUCAUAGAGGAAAGGGCAGAAGGGAGGCAAAAUAACUAGGGUUGUCAUUGUCAUGGCCCAGUUGGAGCAACUAAUGAUCCUGCACUUCUGUCUCAGUUGCGUUCCCCAAGAUCCAGAUCUUUGUCCACGACACAGUUGUUUGGCCAAAGCUCAAAGCUUUGCUGCCUGUCAGAAGGAUAGCUGCCCCAAGCCUGAACAUUACAUGAUGACAUCUGCUAUUUGAUUGUGCCUCCUCCUACUCUUGCUUUGCUCUGUCUUCUCAGUAGUGUCCUUACUUUGUAACCCUCAUCAAAGCACAACAAUUGUGCUGCUUAGCUGAACUCCUGCUGUCUUUAUAGAGGAGUAUACCAAGGAGAGGAAACUUUCAGAGGUCCUGCCAAUACUGUUACUCAGCAUCAAGCCCCAAGGAAAGAAAAAGAUACAACCUUCUUCCUUUAGUCCUAGUCGUAGUCCUCAUGGGACAGUCUUCCCCUCCUGUCAUUCAUUGUUCUUUUGAGUCAUUGAAACCAAAGGUUUCAGGAGCAGGGGUUUGUGGAUCUCCGGGUAGGUCACAGGCCUCUGCUGUUGAAUGCAUUUUGCAUCAUUCCCUACUCUGUACUCUACAGCCCUUUUCAAACCCUCAGUCCUUUUCUUUCUCUUUCUUUCUUUCUUUCUUUCUUUCUUUCUUUCUUUCUUUCUUUCUUUCUUUCUUUCUCUUUCUCUGUCUUUCUGUCUUUCUUUCUCAUGAUAUGUUUAUUGGUUUCUUCCUAGAAUACAUGAAAAGUGUUUUUAGAAUAACUAAUCCAUGCCUCUCUGAAAAGCAGGUAUAUGGGGGUGCCUGGGUGGCUCAGUCAGUUGAGCGUCCAACUUCAACUCAGGUC